AUGGUUCCUUCGCAGCCGUCUCUUCGGAAUACUCGGAGCAAGAGUGGUCCCAUUCGCAUUCGAAUCGGGACACUUGUUCACAAAAUGAAGGCUGUCAUCGAAGAGAGCCGUCUGCAACCACGCGAACAAGACAUCGACUCCAUGGACCUUGUGCAACUGAAACGCGUAUUCCGAGAUAAUUGGAACCAGAACAAUCGACUGACUCGAAAACUCGUUCAGUUGAGAGAACUGGAUUGUCGCUGGGCCGAAAUCGUCAUCGGGAGCGCCUUCGAACGGAGGAUCAAACGGAUGUACACGGAGAAGUACGGCGACUACAUGCGGGUCAUCGAGCCGUCUGAGGCAGCUGUUCAGAAGAGCAAGAAGCUCUUCAAGCACUGUUUCACCGUUCUCCGUCGUAAAUAUCCGCAUGCGCCGUUCAAAAUUCAUUGA
Messenger RNA from Caenorhabditis sp. 36 PRJEB53466, 429 nucleotides. The record is from the annotation of a GenBank genome assembly. Lineage: Eukaryota; Metazoa; Nematoda; Chromadorea; Rhabditida; Rhabditidae.